Messenger RNA from Rotaria socialis, 369 nucleotides. The record is from the annotation of a GenBank genome assembly. NCBI's taxonomy places the organism in Eukaryota, Metazoa, Rotifera, Eurotatoria, Philodinida, Philodinidae.
AUGUCAUCAUCACAACAUCGUUUUGAAAUUCUAUCAUUAACUGUACAAAAUAGUCUCACAUUAAAUUCAAAAGAUUCUCAAUUGCAUGGUGAUAAACAAAUCAUAGCACAAAUUCUACCAACAGCUUCUGAACGAGCUUAUAUAGAAAAUAAUUGUUAUGAUUCACGUCUCGAUCUUGGCUCAAUAGCAUACACAGAUGUUUUACAACGUUUAUUAAGAUUAGGAUUUCAGAUUGAAAUAUCGACAUCAGGAUCUUAUUCCCAACUAAAACCAGAAAAAUCUAUUAGUAAAGAUGAUCGACAACAAUAUUUAUCUCAAGAUACAUGUGUUCUUCAGUAUACUCUCAUCCGAAAGAAUUUUGUAGAAUAG